AGGCUCUCUAUUUAUCUCUCUUUCCUUUUUCUCUUCACUUUCUUUUCCCUCUUUUACAGCUCCCAUCAUCCACUUUUCAACUCCUCUCUCCCCUCUUUGUUUCUUGCAUUAACAUAAUAGCCAUAGAGCACUAAUAAUCAGUGUUCAAUCCUCUCCAACUUACCGACUAUGGAGUCUAAUACCAGCAACAGCAACUUCAAUGUUGCUCUUAAUGAUCCGUCGCCAGGGCACCAUCACAUCCAUCAUAGUGCAUUGGAUAAUAUGUUGAAUGAGGAACUGGUUGAUGCACAAGAUGCAGCCAUUGCUCGUGCAGAGGAAGCAGAGGUAGCAGCAGCAACAAUAACAGGUCAACAACAAAAUCAACAGGGAGAUGGAUCAUAUUUUGUUCCAAAAGGAAUCCAAAGUGAAUAUGAUGGCGAAGCAGUUUCAAGAUCGGUUUUGAGGCCACCUCUGCAUUCAGCCCCACCUUCGUAUGAAGAAGGAAUUGGACAUCGAUUGAGAUGUCAUGCAAAGCUGAUGCGUCAUCGAGACCGAGAUACAAAGGUCACGAAUGUGGAGCUGUUCUUUGACCUGGUCUUUGUCUAUGCCAUCAGCUCCAUCUCUCAUACUAUGGAAGAGGAUCUCAGGUGGGAAGUGAUACUCGAAAUGUUACUUGUCACAUUAGCUGUCUGGUGGGCUUGGGUAUUCAGUGCAUGGGCAUUCAACUGGUUCAAUCCAGAUUCAUAUCUGGUUCGAUUAUUGUUAUUAGCAUUGAUGUUGAUCAGCUUGGUCAUGUCUGCAGUUAUCUCGGAUGCCUUCCACGACCAUAGUCUUCUCUUUGCUGGGAUGUAUGUGUUGAUCCAAGUAGGGCGGAACGUUGCUGCAGUCAUUGCACUUCAUAAGCACAAACUCCAAUGCAAUUUCCUUCGACUGAUGGCAUGGUUCACAUUUACGGGAGUGCUAUGGAUUGUGGGUGGUGCCUUUGGAGGCGUUGCAAGGAAUGUCUUGUGGACCAUCGCUAUUGUGCUUGAAUAUAUCUCUCCAGCUUUGGGUUUCUAUACUCCAGGCCUUGGCAAGUCUAAAUCCACUGACUGGGAUAUUCAUGGAGGACAUCUCGCUGAGCGUUGCUCUCUUUUCAUCAUUAUUGCUCUGGGUGAGUCGAUUGUAGUCAGUGGCGACACCUUCAAAGAAGUGAUUUUCACAACUACAGGUUGUGCCAUGUUUUUCGUGUCAUUUUCUGGAGCAGCAGCAAUGUGGUGGAUCUACUUUCAUACUGCCUGGAACGAAGCCAUCGAAUACGUGGAGCAAUCAGACGAUCCUGGCAAGAUGGGUCGCCUUGCUUAUACAUAUAUUCAUGUGAUAAUGGUGGUUGGUAUCGUCUGGUGUGCUGUUGCGGACCGACUCAGCAUGAUGCACCCACACAUGGUACCUCACCAUGAAGGACACGAAAUUGAUGUGGCCAUCAUGAUUGGAGGCCCUGCCUUAUUUGUGUUGGGCCAUGCUUUAUUCCGAAGGACAUUCAGCUCAAGGUUACCAAAGGCUCAUCUAGUGACCAUUAUAGCUUUCCUCUGUGCUACACCCAUUGGCCUCUUCUUGCCUCUCUGGGCUACAGCGCUCACGACUACAGCACUGCUGUUAUGUUUGGGUUUCUAUGAGUCGUAUUUUAGAUGUCAUAUCCUUCCUGGACUGCAUCGUCAUCAUUCAGAGACUUAAAUAG
Lobosporangium transversale is the source of this 1696-nucleotide messenger RNA. Its product is annotated as bacterial low temperature requirement A protein-domain-containing protein. The record is from RefSeq and is a predicted model, not a curated record. The coding region runs from base 169 to 1692 and encodes 507 amino acids. Lineage: Eukaryota; Fungi; Mortierellomycota; Mortierellomycetes; Mortierellales; Mortierellaceae. The transcript has 5 exons.